UGUGAUUGCAAAACAAGUCUGGAAUCCCAAAACUAAAGACAAUACUCAAGACAAAGCUCCAAACAAUAAAAUCACUGGGGCCAUCACCUCUUUUCAUAGGAAGGUUUCAGGAGAGGUCCAAUUGCACCAAAAUACACAAGUUAUAAAAGAAAUUGUUUUUGAAGAUGAAGGUGACGGGAAUCGAAGGAAGAAGGUUGAAAAGCAGUUUAUACCAUCCAACAAUUGUUUCUUAUGGAAGUUCCGGAUUUGGUUCCCUCUCACCGAUAUGAUCUUAACGAACCCUUUGAUGACUCUACACCAAAUUAAGGCUAGCUUGGAGUUUAAUCCUUCGUUGCUAAAUAAAGGACAUGCUACUCAUGGAGACAGUCCACCUAAUAUUUCUUACAUGGUGGUUUGGCUUGAAGAGUUGGAGUACGUCCCUGCAAACAAAAGUAGCUAUUAUAGUUAAAAAAACAGGAAGAACUGGAGGCUAAGUUACUAGUCCACAAGAUACUUUACCAUGGAGGUUCUAUUCAAGUGGUGAGGAGGAAAAGGCAACCUAGGUUUCCUCAUGAGGCAUCCUCUAUUCUUAACAGAUAAGCUGCCAAAAAGAUCUUAUGAGCGCAUUUACCAAUUUAUUUAUGAAUUUCCUAUUUUGGAAUAGUAGGGGCUGUGCUUCCUCCUGCCCAAGGCUUUCUAGUUUAGUUGGACAGUUAGUUUAUUUCUAUUUUUGAACAUAUGAAUGAUAAUCAUAAAAGGGAG
This is a messenger RNA of Cuscuta epithymum, 741 nucleotides long. The record is from the annotation of a GenBank genome assembly. Lineage: Eukaryota; Viridiplantae; Streptophyta; Magnoliopsida; Solanales; Convolvulaceae.